GUAUUAUUUUCUUGUGGUGCGCGGAAGUGUUCUUUAAUAGUUCGAGUAAAAUUUAUUGCGCGCGGAUAAAAAAAAAUAAACAUUGUCAGAUUAGUAUCUGACACUAAUAGUAAAUAAAUUUGAACGACUCCGCGCUUAUAGAAAGGCGGUAGCCCAUCAACAGAAAAAUGCAGUCGCAUAGCAAAAAGCGCGUUUGCUAUUAUUACGACAGUGAUAUUGGCAACUAUUACUAUGGACAGGGACAUCCGAUGAAGCCACACCGCAUACGCAUGACACACAAUCUGCUGCUCAACUAUGGGCUCUAUCGCAAGAUGGAAAUUUACCGGCCACACAAAGCCACUGCCGAUGAGAUGACCAAAUUUCAUUCCGAUGAAUACGUGCGUUUCCUGCGUUCCAUUCGCCCGGACAACAUGACCGAAUAUAACAAACAAAUGCAACGCUUCAACGUAGGCGAAGAUUGUCCCGUCUUCGACGGUCUCUACGAGUUCUGUCAACUCUCUGCCGGCGGCUCAGUUGCUGCUGCCGUUAAGCUAAACAAACAGGCUUCGGAGAUCUGCAUCAAUUGGGGCGGUGGACUGCAUCAUGCAAAGAAAUCCGAAGCAUCUGGUUUCUGCUAUGUGAAUGACAUUGUUCUCGGUAUUCUGGAGCUGCUGAAGUAUCAUCAGCGUGUGCUCUACAUCGACAUUGAUGUGCAUCACGGCGAUGGCGUCGAGGAGGCAUUCUAUACCACGGAUCGUGUGAUGACAGUGAGUUUCCACAAGUAUGGUGAAUACUUUCCGGGUACGGGAGAUUUGCGUGACAUUGGCGCCGGCAAGGGAAAGUAUUAUGCCGUAAAUAUCCCACUGCGCGAUGGAAUGGAUGAUGAUGCCUAUGAGAGCAUCUUUGUGCCCAUCAUCUCCAAGGUAAUGGAGACAUUCCAGCCUGCUGCUGUCGUCCUGCAAUGUGGCGCCGAUUCGCUGACUGGCGAUCGUCUGGGUUGCUUCAAUCUAACCGUAAAAGGACACGGCAAGUGUGUGGAAUUCGUGAAGAAGUAUAAUCUGCCCUUCCUAAUGGUUGGCGGCGGUGGUUACACCAUUCGAAAUGUCUCCCGCUGCUGGACAUAUGAAACCUCUGUGGCGCUGGCUGUGGAGAUUGCCAACGAGUUGCCGUACAACGAUUAUUUCGAGUACUUUGGCCCGGACUUUAAGCUGCACAUCAGUCCCAGCAAUAUGACCAAUCAGAAUACCUCCGAGUAUCUGGAGAAGAUCAAGAAUCGUCUCUUUGAAAAUCUGCGCAUGUUGCCGCAUGCGCCGGGCGUUCAAAUCCAAGCUAUACCCGAGGAUGCGAUCAACGAUGAGUCCGAGGAUGACGAGAAGGUCGACAAGGAUGAACGUUUGCCACAGAGCGACAAAGACAAACGCAUUGUUCCCGAGAACGAAUAUUCCGAUUCGGAAGAUGAAGGCGAGGGCGGCAGACGAGACAAUCGCAACUACAAGGGUCAGCGCAAACGGCCGCGUCUCGAUAAGGAUCCCAUCAUCACCAAUUCCAGCAACAAAACCUCCUCCGAAGCCUCCAGCGACAUUAAGGACGAGAAGGAGAAGGCAGAUGCCGCCGAUGGCGAAGAGACGCCGGCAGCCAAUAACAAUAGCAACAACAGCAGCAGCAAUAACAAGGGCGACAACGAUGCAAGUGCGCCAGCUGGCGGCGCCUCGGCAGCCAAGGGCGCCAAGGAGAACAACAUAUGACGUGGCGGCCGCAAUUGGUUAUAGAAACCAAUUAAGCGACCGCCCAAAUACAAGCCGCCGGAUUUUACCUAGCAUCCAGCUUCAACCUCAUCAUCCAGUCCGUGAACCUUUUUUUUUAACCGCAUUAUUGUAGUUCCUUACAAACUACUUAAGACUGUGCUGCAGUCGAUCAUCGAACCUCAUACAUUCAUUCACUCACAAAUUCAUAGCAACAUUUGGCUAGCUGGCCGAUAAAAAAACAAAAGAAUAAAAGAGCAGAAGAGCGAACUCAUAGUAAACUAAAAUCCAUUUUACUCGUAAGGCAAUUUCAUUCAGUGUAAAAGAAAUUCGUGUUUAAGCUAAGCAGAAGUUACAAUUAAAGAAUACAAAUACCACAUAAAAGAUACAGAUACAAAUGCAUCUGCGUAUGCAGAGAAUCUUACCGUUUAAGCGCGAUCCGUUUAGAUGCCGCAUAAAACUAAUUUGUAACCAAUAAAACUUUUUAAAUAUUGCCGUGUAACAAAA
Molecule: messenger RNA, 2228 nt
Organism: Drosophila nasuta
Lineage: Eukaryota; Metazoa; Arthropoda; Insecta; Diptera; Drosophilidae
Gene: HDAC1
Product: histone deacetylase 1
Exons: 4
Coding region: 168-1724 (518 amino acids)
Biological process (GO): heterochromatin formation
Cellular component (GO): NuRD complex
Molecular function (GO): histone deacetylase activity
Source: RefSeq, a predicted model, not a curated record